This is a messenger RNA of Aedes albopictus (Asian tiger mosquito), 1447 nucleotides long. Its product is annotated as zinc finger protein 626-like. The transcript is spliced from 2 exons. Gene Ontology annotation, molecular function: DNA-binding transcription repressor activity, RNA polymerase II-specific; zinc ion binding; RNA polymerase II cis-regulatory region sequence-specific DNA binding. Bases 28 to 1386 code for a protein of 452 amino acids. NCBI's taxonomy places the organism in Eukaryota, Metazoa, Arthropoda, Insecta, Diptera, Culicidae. The record is from RefSeq and is a predicted model, not a curated record. Gene Ontology annotation, biological process: regulation of transcription by RNA polymerase II. Gene Ontology annotation, cellular component: nucleoplasm; nucleus.
UUUCAGCGCACACAUAUACGAUUUAUCAUGGAUGCAGUCCAGCUCGAGGAUAAGUGCCGAUUAUGCCUUGACUCAGAAGGGUCUCGAGCGACAACAUCGCUGAACGAUGAAUCUUUUCGCAAAAUGUUGGAUUCCGUCUGCAACUUGUCGUUCGUAAUCAGCGAUCAGCUUCCAUCCAAGGUGUGCUGGCAGUGCUCAUCGAAGAUCACAGAGUUUCAUGGUUUCGUGCAAUCCAUCCGAUGCAAUCAAGAAACGUUGCUUACCAUGCUUCCGCUCACCAUGGUCAAAGUGGAAACACCUGCGUUGAACAAUGAAAUAUUUCUGGAAACUGAGAUGCUUGAAUCGACGGUGAAACAGGAAGAUUUCUCGCCGGAAGAAGACAAAACAGAUGAGGUGGAUGUUGCACCGAUGAGCGAAGAUGAGCCGGACAGUGAGCCGGAAUCGUCAGAAAAGACUGUUAGAAUUUCGGAUGACGAUCUUCUUAUUAAACAGUAUUUUACCUUGAAGUGCGAUUCGUGCUCAAAGUCGUUCGACACGUAUAAACAGUUGAGUAAGCAUACGAGGCAAGCUCACAAGAAGAAGCCCAGUUUCCAGUGCUGUGCCAAGACAUUCCAGGCAAGGCACGUUAUGCUGCGUCACAUCUACACCCACUUGAAACCAUUUAAGUGCGACAUAUGCGACAAGGCAUUCCCCUACCAGCAGACACUUGUACAACACAUGAACAUCCACAUGACCGAUAAGGAAAAACCAUACAAAUGUACCAAAUGUCCCCGCAAGUACCCCAAAAUGCAUUUGCUACGGACGCACGCCAGGUCCCAUGAUCGAGCGGAAUGUCCUACUUGCAAGAAAACCUUUGCGAACAUUUACGCCAUGAGAACUCACACUUUGGCAUUUCACAGUGAUGCCACGAGGUACGUCUGUGACGUUUGCGGCAAAGAGUUCAAAACCCAACGACAGGUGGCGUCGCAUCGGUUGGCUCACACGCAACCAACACUAGAGGACGGAGCGCGGUGUGAAAUCUGCAACGUGUGGAUUAGCCGGAAGGAACGGCUCCGUCGCCACAUAACCGAAAUACACGAAUCGAAGGAAACCGAAUGCGACAUCUGCCACAAGACAUACCCAAAUCUGAAGGCGAUGCGGAAGCACAAAUCGCUGGUGCACGUGGCGUUGAACUUCGAGUGCGAGGUGUGCGGAAAGAGGUUCAAAAAGGCUCUCAACCUGACGGAGCACCGGGCGUCGGCGCACACUGGCGAGAAGCUGUACUCAUGCGAGUUUUGCGGAAUGGAAAUGAACUCCAACGGCAAUCUGUACGCGCACAAGAAGAACAAACAUCCGGUGGAGUGGAUGGAAGCUAAACAGAAAGCUAAUCGAUUGACGGAUGGGUAGGGAAACUUGUGGAUGGCUGUUAGAUGCGAGAUUUGUUUCAAUAAAAAUAAGUUGAUCGGUA